AUGUCCGCUUCACUACUGCAAAAAUCAGCCAUCAAGCCGGACCCGGACCUCGAGGUUCCGCUUGACGAUUACAUAACCGCAGAUGAAGCCAGACUUGUGCAAAAAGGAGACUUCAACGCCUUACAACGUUGGCGAUAUAACGCGUGUUUCAAAUCUUCUUCAUUUCCCGAUCCAUCAUAUGAACUUCUUGAUACCGAAGAAUAUCUCCGAGAAAUCGUCCAAGAAGAGAUGGCUAUCAAAAAUAGUCCAGCCACAGCGGAAACCGAGAAAAGGCUUCAGCACCUCGGUGCUGAAUACUGGCGCUAUUCCCAGACUUGGUGGUGUUGCCGUUCGAAUAUGGUAUACAUGCAACUAAGGGCCUUUCUUCUAUGGCGAUCACAGACGGAAUGGUAUAUGCACCCUCACCUUGUGGAAAUGUGUGCAGGUCUACAAGGAUGUUGCGCUCGUGGAUGUGGAUGUUGUACCAACCGAAAGAUUGAUCCGUCGCGCACUCUUGGUGUUGGUCAUUGUACGGUUGAAUGCGUAUGCUGCCAACGGACGAGAGGCUUCGAGUUGACAUCAGACGACAAAAAGAAGUUCAAAGGCAUGUUCAAGAUGGACUAUCCAUUCGAUAGCUGCCGCCUUAUCAAAAUGAUGCUCGUCUCAGUUUGGGGCAUCUGCGCAGACGAUUCGGUGGGCACAUGUGAUAUCAUUGCUGCUCCUCCUAGCUACAAGCAGAGUGAAGGAAAAAAGAUGGGUCUGAGAAAGUGGUUCCAGCAGAAAAUCUGGAACUGA
Molecule: messenger RNA, 774 nt
Organism: Penicillium salamii
Lineage: Eukaryota; Fungi; Ascomycota; Eurotiomycetes; Eurotiales; Aspergillaceae
Source: the annotation of a GenBank genome assembly